AUGGGCAUCGUAGUUUGUUUAGUAACUACUCUCUUUGCAACCGACGGUUGGUAUUGCAAUUAUCAGUUGGAUUGCUCUCCCUUUGACAUUCACAAUUUUCAGUUUUGGGGUGACCAGAAGCAGGCCAAAAGCUGUACUGUACAAGAUGGCGCUGAUUCUUGCCGGACUGGAGCCACUACUAGUGUCAUUUUUGGACUGGCUUUAGGAUACAAGUCUGUCAUUAUCCCAAUUUUUUCCACUGCUGUCAGUAUAUUUGUUAGAUUUAGUCUUGCUGCCAUCUAUGGUAUUGCUGUUGCUGCUUUAGGCAUGCUGAGCAGUAUUGCUACUGGUCCGGCCAUUGAUGCCUAUGGGCCCACCAGUGACAAUAUUGCUGGAAGCAUUGCUCAGAUGGAUGGAACGAGCCACAGGUUUCAGGAGAUAACAGAUACACUUGAUACUGCAGGCAACACCACCGCAGCCCUAGGAAGGGGCUUUGCAAUUGAUUCAGCUGCCUUGGUCUCUCUCGCAGUCAAGCAGCUAUUUCCACUGUGGAUGUCUGACACCAAAGGUGUUCAUUGGGUUGAUUGUUGGUGCGAUGCUUCCUUACUGGUUCUCAGCCAUGACCAUGAAGAGUGUCGGCAGUGCAGCUCUGAAGAGGGUGGAGGAGGUCUGAAGGCACUAACUGAGGCUUAUGGAUGGUGCUCUGGUGAUGCUUCCACCCCUGAUCAUUGGAAUUUUGUGUCAUGGAAACCCUAUCUGGUGUUCUUGCUGGGUCUCUUGUUUCUGGUGUUCAGAUUGUUAUCUGAUCCUCAUCUAAUACUGGUGGUGCAUGGGACAAUGCCAAGUACAUCGAGAAUGGUAAAUUUCAAGAUAACAAAAUUGUGCUUGUUUAAACUUGGUUUACAUGAGGCUGGGGCAUCAGACCAUGCAAGGAGCCUUGGCCCUAAGGAAUCCGUUCCUCACAUGGCUGCUGUUAUUUGUGACACCAUCGGGGACCCUCUCAAGGAUACGUCCGGGUCGUCACCUAUCAAACUAAUGGUUGUGGAAUUUCUGGUGUUGGCACCAUUCUUUGCAACUCAAGGAAGUCUCUUGUUCAAGAUCUAA
Musa acuminata subsp. malaccensis (wild Malaysian banana) is the source of this 1083-nucleotide messenger RNA. NCBI's taxonomy places the organism in Eukaryota, Viridiplantae, Streptophyta, Magnoliopsida, Zingiberales, Musaceae. The record is from RefSeq and is a predicted model, not a curated record.